CAAGAAAAUUUUAGUGUUGUCGAGGUAAACAAACAUGGCGGUCAGUGUUGUCGAUUUUACCAGAAAAUCAGAAAGAACUACGUUUUGUGAUUCUUCUGAGGACGAUAUAUCUUGUGCAAAAACUUUCUGGCAAUCUGUGACACUUCUUCCUCCCAUGGAAUCAAGGCUUGUAUCCAGUGAUAUAAAGCAAAGGCUUAGAACUGCCCCUUCAAGCUCUCAGCAUCGACCAAGUACCUGUUCUACAUAUAGAGUUCCAGACAAUGAUUUAGCCGUACAGGAAUUUUUAACAAGGGCCAAAAAUAUGGUACAAAUGGAGGAGUUUUUGCGAUUGAGAGAGUUUGCAUCAGCUCGGGAUGAGGAUCGUGAAAUGCUUCAUAAAAGAAGAAAAGAACGUAAAAAGAGAGAAGAAAUUUCAAGAAAUCGUAUCCCCAAAAGACCGAAUCAGUCCGAAGACAUAAUUGUUAUGGAUAGUGACGAGGAUAAAGGCGAGGACACGGUAACAGCCCUUAAAGACUUGGAUAAAUUUGACAAAUUGAAGAGUAAUGGCGAAGAGGUGGAUUCAGACUAGUGAAAUACUACAACACAAAAAGACAAAUUAAUAACUUUGAUUGUAGAAAAUAUAUUUUGAUCAUUUCUGCGCGGAAUGUAGUUCGUAUGACCCUGAAUGUGAAUGUGAAAAAACGUAUGUGGAGAAUAUGUGAUAAUUGUUUUAAUAUAAAAUGUAAAUUAUUUUUGUAAUAAAUUUUAAAGCUA
Molecule: messenger RNA, 753 nt
Organism: Patella vulgata (common limpet)
Lineage: Eukaryota; Metazoa; Mollusca; Gastropoda; Patellidae
Product: cilia- and flagella-associated protein HOATZ
Exons: 4
Coding region: 35-568 (177 amino acids)
Biological process (GO): cilium assembly
Source: RefSeq, a predicted model, not a curated record